UAUAUAUGUAUGUAUAUGAAUGAAUAUAUACACAGAAUAAUAAAUGCUAUGACACUCGUAUUAAAUAGUGAAAUUGUGUUAAACUUGAAAUAUUAAAGUGGCUAAACAAACACGUUACUACAGAAUCUAUGUGAAGUUUCCUAAAAACAAUUACAAAAACUAACUUCUCAAAAUGCCUGCAUCGAAUACAAUAGUUUUAAAAAGCCUUUCCAUACUGCUUGGAUUAUUCUUCAUUUUUGUCGGUUUACUUAAGUUGACGCCAGCCAUCAGCAAGGAUCUAUUUAAGGAUUUGCGAACGGAAUACGUGAAAUAUGCAAAAGUUUUUCCUCUGGCCACAAUAUUUGGUCUCAAAGUACCCUCUAAGUGGUAUCGUCGAACUGUUGGCAUACUGGAGAUAACCUGCGGACUAGCUAUGGCACUCAUUCCAUAUCAUAAAGUAAAAAAUGCUGCCAAUAUAACACUGCUGCUGUUGAUGAUUUUGGGUGUCUAUCAACACUGGAUGGUUAAUGAUCCGUUUGAGCGAUCUGGACCUGCGCUUGUAUUCACAUUUAUGCUGGGUGGACGUUUGGUGGUGUGGUAUCAGACAAGUCGAAAGGACGCUGAAUUAGCUGCUACCGCACAACCGCAAACAAAUGGAGUGAAGCAGGAUUGAGUCAAAAACCAAUAAAAAAUAACGAAAAUCAAUAAAGAAAUCCACAAUCAAUCAAUUUUAAUCAUGUGUGUGAGAAUAAUUACGAUAAAAAGAAUUUUCUUGCGUAUUACUACAUAAGAUUACGACGCAGUCUAGCAUUUGCAUAAAUGCAAUCAGCACAAUUUCAUACCUAGAGGGGUGUAUAUAUGUGAAUACAUAUGUAUGUAUGCACAUAUUUCGUCGUUCAUAUCAUUCAAGCCAUAAAGUAAUCUCUCUCCAAAUUGAAACUCAGCGCUCAAGCAGCAAAACAAUAUUUAUCUUCGGUGCCAAAUUAUAAUUUGUUUUUGUUUAAUUUUAACAAAAACAUCUUUAAAUCCAAAAUAAUCGGUUUUCCUCAAAUAGUGCUCAAUGAAAAUCCUGCAAAGAAAUAAUUAACAUUAUACCCCCGGAUAAUUAUGAAAAGAUUUUAAUCGCUCGUUUCUAACGAGUACGACAUAAAAAAUGAACCCCCUUAAAUGCAAAUUAGUUUUUGGAAUUUUAUAUAUGUACCACCAGAAACAUAUUGGUUUCUUUUUUUAAUACAAUUCGCACGCAAUUUUAAUAAAACAUUCAAAU
Anastrepha obliqua is the source of this 1246-nucleotide messenger RNA. Its product is annotated as novel acetylcholine receptor chaperone. The coding region runs from base 173 to 652 and encodes 159 amino acids. The record is from RefSeq and is a predicted model, not a curated record. Gene Ontology annotation, cellular component: endoplasmic reticulum. The transcript is spliced from 4 exons. Gene Ontology annotation, biological process: chaperone-mediated protein complex assembly; positive regulation of protein localization to cell surface. NCBI's taxonomy places the organism in Eukaryota, Metazoa, Arthropoda, Insecta, Diptera, Tephritidae.